Molecule: messenger RNA, 3432 nt
Organism: Tilletiaria anomala UBC 951
Lineage: Eukaryota; Fungi; Basidiomycota; Exobasidiomycetes; Georgefischeriales; Tilletiariaceae
Product: glycosyltransferase family 2 protein
Exons: 4
Coding region: 334-3207 (957 amino acids)
Cellular component (GO): cell periphery; cell septum
Molecular function (GO): chitin synthase activity
Source: RefSeq, a predicted model, not a curated record
UUGGAAGGGACAGCCCCCGUAUUUGUGAGUCACAAGGCUGGCCGCACAAAGGGGCGGAAGGGUUAGCGUAUGGGGGUCACAUGGAACCGAAAAGGUUGUCCAUUUCAUGCAUCUCUCACAACGAUAGAGAACUGGGAGCCUCCCUGUAGCGUGGAGGCGCGGAUCCCUGCUGGCCAUUGCAUUUAUGUAUAAUGCGAUCCCCUUGCUGACCGACGUUGCUUUCCGUUGCCCUUUCAACAUUGCAAUCGUAACCCGGACCACCGGCUUGCUACCACGGCAUACCUUCCUCUCGGCGAUACUUCAUACCCCUCCGACCACCUUCGCUCUCCUCCGAUGCUCGAACCUGAUACCCGUGCUGCCUUGAUGGAUCGCGAAACGAUACAUGAUCACCACGACGGUGCACAGCGCGGCCACGAGUACUACGAAAGCCGCUCAGGCAGCGCAGGCAUGUACAACAACGGCUACGCCGCCUCCUCCAAUGGUGGCCAUGGGCCUUCUGGCGGCUCAAUGGACCACUCUUCUGCGACGAUGGUCGGCGGCCAUAGCAAUCCUGCUAACCAUGGUCGGCAGCCGUCGGCGAGCGGCAACCCGUUCUACGCGCAGGGCGAUGACCCGAGCUAUGCGUCCAGCUUCACACACGGCCCACCCGCCGAAUAUGCGGCUGGCUACGAUGAUGAGGCUAAGAUGCCGCUUACUGAAGAGAAGUUCGGCCCCAGCCCAGGGUAUCCGCCUUCUGCGCCGUAUGGCAUGCCGGAUCCAAGCAACUUUGCUGUGCCAAUGUUGCAGUAUGGCCAGACGAGCACGGCAUUUUCGGGUCUUUCGGGCGGCGAGCUCGGGCCGGACGACAGCGCGUCGCAAGUGGCGUGGGCGCGUCGUCAACAAGGUCCCAAACGCGGGCUGACGCGCAAAGUCAAGCUGACCAAGGGCAACUGGAUCGUCGAGCAUCGCGUCCCGACGGCCAUUAAAAACUCCAUUGAACCCAAAUGGGCGCAGGGGAGUAGGUCGACCGAGUUCACCCACAUGCGCUACACGGCCGCCACGUGCGAUCCGGACGAGUUUACGCUGGAGAAUGGCUGGUCGCUGCGCGCCAACUCUCAAUACCACCGCGAUACCGAGCUGCUCAUCGCCAUCACCUAUUACAACGAAGAUCGCAUUUUGCUUGCGCGCACGCUCCAUGGCGUCAUGCUCAACAUCCGUGACAUCUGCAAGAGCAAGUCGUCCAAGUUCUGGCGACGCAGCGCAGAGGAAGGCCGACCGGGCUGGCAGCGUAUUGUCGUGUGUCUGAUAUUUGACGGAAUCGACCCUUGCGACAAGGAGGUGCUGGACCUGCUCGCGACCGUGGGUGUCUACCAAGAUGGAAUCAUGAAGAGAAAAGUCGAUGGCAAGGACACUGUGGCGCACAUCUUCGAGUACACGACGCAGCUUUCCGUCGACGCCAAGCCGUCGCUGAUCCAGCCGCAUGGCGACGACCCGGCGAACCUGGUACCGGUGCAAAUGCUGUUCUGCCUGAAGCAAAAGAACAGCAAGAAGAUCAACUCGCAUCGGUGGCUCUUCAACGCCAUCGGUAGGCACUUGCAGCCCGAAAUUUGCGUCCUGCUCGAUGCCGGCACUAAGCCCGGCCCGCGCAGCCUGUACUACCUCUGGGAGGCGUUCUACAACGACGCGCAUCUCGGCGGCGCCUGUGGAGAGAUUCAUGCAAUGAUACAGGGCGGCAAAAAGCUGAUCAACCCGCUCGUCGCUGCGCAAAAUUUUGAGUACAAGAUGUCCAACAUCCUCGACAAGCCGCUCGAGUCAUCCUUUGGCUACGUCAGCGUGCUGCCUGGCGCGUUUAGCGCAUACCGCUUCAAAGCGAUCCAAGGCCGUCCGCUAGCGCAGUACUUUCACGGAGACCACACGCUCGCGGAUCGGCUCGGCAAGAAGGGCCUGCAUGGAAUGGGCAUCUUCACGAAGAACAUGUUCUUGGCCGAGGACCGCAUCCUGUGCUUUGAGCUGGUGGCUAAAGCGGGCGCCCGAUGGACGCUGACAUACGUCAAACCCGCCAAGGGAGAGACUGACGUGCCGGAAGGUGCUGCGGAGCUCAUCUCGCAGCGUCGCAGGUGGCUUAAUGGCUCGUUCGCCGCGUCGAUCUACUCCCUGGUCCACUUCUUCCGCAUCUACCGGAGCAACCACUCGAUCCUGCGCCUGUUCUUCUUCCACAUCCAGGCGCUCUACAAUGCUUUCACGCUUCUCUUCUCCUGGUUUGCGCUUGCCAAUUUGUGGCUGACGUUCUCGAUCAUCAUCGACUUCGUGCCGAACGUCCUGCUGAAGAGCUCGAGUGGCACGGUGCAGGACAUUCUGCACUGGGUCAACCUCGCGUGCAAGUGGGUCUACGUCUUCUUUCUCGUCCUGCAAUUCGUCUUGGCGCUCGGCAACCGGCCCAAGGGCGAGAAGAACACGUACAUCAUCUCGUUCAUCGUCUUUGGGCUGCUUGGCAGCUACCUGAUCGCCAUCUCGCUCUGGCUGACGAUCAAGGCAUUCCUGACGACCAACUUUAGCUCUGGCGCCGAGUUUUUCAAGACAUUCAUCGCGGGGCAGAACUCAACGCUGGUGUUGAUCGCGGCGCUGACGGCGACGUUCGGCGUGUAUCUUGUCGCGUCCCUGAUGUACGCAGACCCGUGGCACAUGGUGACGUCGUUCCCACAGUACAUGCUGAUUGCGCCGUCGUUCAUCAACAUCCUCAACGUGUACGCGUUCUGCAACCUGCACGACGUCUCGUGGGGGACCAAAGGCUCGGACAAGGCGGACGCGCUGCCGACGGUGGACACCAAGAAGAGCAAGGGCCCCGACGGGACGAUCGAAGAGAUCGAGCAGGAGCAGGAGGACAUUGACAACAACUUCCGCAACGUCGUCUCGCGCGCUGUCGCGCCGUACCACCCCGUUCAGGUGGCGGAGAAGCCGACGAUCGACGACAGCAACAGGACGUUCCGCACCCGCCUCGUCGCAUUCUGGCUGCUGACGAACGGCGGACUGACAAUCGCGAUCGAGAACGUUAACGGGCUCAACCGCGGCGUCUCGCAGGACCAGGUCGACGCGCAGCAGCACAACAAGCAGACGACAUACUUCCAGUUCAUCCUCUGGACCACGUUCUGCCUCUCCGUCUUCCGCUUCAUUGGCUUCUUUUGGUUCUGGAUCAAGCGAAAUACGACUCGUUGGUUCCGCAAGACGUAGACGGCCGCGGAGGCAUCGCUGUUGUGGCUCCAGGCCAAAUGGCCGCUGCAACGCGCAGAGCUCUGAACAACAAGAGCUGCAAAGAGUUUCAACGGACGCUUAUUCCAUGUUUUGGGUGCGUUGGAUGGUAACGAACACGCUGUUUCGGCCGGGUUCGAGCACGCGGCGUGGAUACAAUAAUAUAUAGCAUGGCCUCCAUUAAUCAUCAAUGCAUUUCUUCUCGUC